GUGUGGAUCAUCCAACCGGACCGGUUUAGUCAGCAACAUCUCUCUCAAUGUACUCCACCAGGGUCAAUAGUCAAAGGCACCAUGAGUGAGACAGAUAACUAUUUACGUGGAAGAAUUAUAAAUCUUAAUUAGAAAUUCUGAGUAAAGGUGAAAGAAACAGCUUGAAAUUUUCUUCCUAGUCUAGGUUAGCUGAAUUUCUUUUUGCUUCGUUUACAAUCAAAAAUAGUAAACCCCAGGAAGUUUUUUUCAUUUUUGACCACUAAAGUAUUCCUGUAUUUUAGUGGAAAGUACUAGUUGGAAAAUCAGCUACAAAUCUAAAUCCUCAAUAUUCUUCACUAUGUGCCCUUUUGUACUUAUUUUGUUUGGACCAUUCUCUUCCAAAAAAACGCGUAAAGUGUAAUUUUUCUAUUCAGAAAGAAAAAAAUUAUAGUUUUAUUAUCUUCUCAUCUCAUCCUCCUAACUUUACUAUUUUCAGAUAUUUUUAAUUCUAAAGAGCUCCAAGGAAACAAGCACAAUCUUGGCUUGAAGUUUAAUAUACCCUCUUGCUUCAACUAUUCAGUCCUUUAACCCUUUUUAGCACUCUGGUUUUCUCAUGUCAUGGUUUUAACAUUCUUUUUAACUGUAUUUGGCUGUUAAGAACUAUCCUGCACCAUGUACUCUUAUUCACGUGCUUUGUAGAUGUUUGCCUUAGUUUCUCUGGAAUUUGAUAAGUUUUCAUGUCCAUCCCUUGAUACCUGCUAAUCUUGUAAUGUUAGUGACUGUAAAAGGGUUUUCAGAGAAGUACAUCACAAUUUUUGUGUAAACGUUAAAAUUGGUGUCCUUUUAUCCUUUUUUGAAACUUAUCAUAUUUCAUUGGAGAUUCUUCGCCUGAUGAGGACUUGAGGUUUAUCUAUGGGGUAUUUUCUGGUCAUCUGAGUUUCUGAAUUUUAGUAAACAUAAAGGAAGGGGGUGGAGAGCAGCCUUUAUGUCUUCUUGAUUACUUAUUUCAUCAGAAAAAUAGAGCUUGAGGUUGGUUUCAAGAUUCAGGAGGAAGGAUCAUCCAAAGUUUAGGCCUUUUACUUUAAAUCAAUCUGCUCUACCUUUUGCCUGAAAAUGGAUGAUGAUAAAUCGGCGGAACAACAUGUCAUUGCUGCAGCUCAUCACCUUGUGAAGGCGUUACAAGCCAGGACAAGCUUGAGCAAUGAAGUAAGAAGAACUCUAGCCGAUCUUGACAUUCAUUUGGCUGCUAUGACUGAACCAAAAGAGGAUGAGACCACAAGUCUCAGAGAGAUUGAAGGUAGGUUCAAGUCAGCUCAGGCAAAAAUCAUGAGCUUGCAGUCGAAUUAUUUGAAGAUAUGGGAUGCUGGUCCUUCUGAACUUCUUGAGUAUCUGCAAAACGUAGAAGAAAUUCGGAUAAUAAUAGUGAGCUUGGAAAAUAUGGUGCCAAACAAGAACAGGAAACAAAAUAGACUUGCUAACCAAGCUCAUAGUAUGUUGCAAAUUGCAAUGGUAAGGUUGCAGGAAGAAGUUACCAACAUUCUUUCGCAGAGUAAGCAGUGUUUUGGUCAUGAAUAUGUGUCGUUCCACUCUUGUGAAGAGAUCGACUUGAUUGAAGAUGACUCAAUAGAGGGAACAUCUUUCAUGGAGAGUACUAGUAGAGCUGAGUCAGAAGAAUGUAUAAUGGAUUUGGUCCAUCCAGGUGUUGUUCCUCAUAUAAAGUCUAUUGCAUAUCUGAUGUUCACUUCACAUUAUGUUCAGGAAUUUUGCCAGGUUUUUAUAAGAUUCUGGAAAGAUGCAUUGCGUGAAUACUUAAACCUUUUCUGUAUGCAAAGAAUCAGUAUUGAAGAUGUGCUGAGCAUGGAGUGGACUUGCUUGAAUUGCAGAAUUAAGAAGUGGUGCAAGGCAACGAAGAAUGUCAUUGCAUUCUAUCUCCCUAGUGAGAAAAACCUCUUUGAUCAGAUUCUUGGUGAGUUUGGAUAUUUUAGUUCAACCUGUUUCAUUGAGGCUUCAAAGGAUGCCAUAUUGUGUCUUUUGAAUUUUGGCCACGCUGUAGCUAUUGGCCCCCUUCGACCAGAACGCCUUUUUUGUUUACUCGAUAUGUAUGACCUUCUAAGAGAUCUUUGUCAAGAAGUGGAUGCUAUGUUCUGUGAAAACCAAGGUAAUUUCAUUAAAAUGGAGUACCAGGAACUCCUGAAAAAUCUUGGAGAUUCUGCAAAAGCAAUCUUUCUAGGGUUGGGGAAUUGCAUUGCUUCAAACACUUCAACAACUCCCUUCCAAGGAGGAAGAGUUCACCCGCUAACCAAGUACGUUAUCAAUUAUUUCAUGCUUCUAUCAGAAUAUUGUGAUACCUUGAGGUACCUCGUGGUAGAGAACUCGGGUGGAGUUAUUGAUGCACUGGUCAGGCUUGACGUUUCUUCUGAAUUCUCAUGUCCAUUGGCUAUUCACUUGCAGUCAGUAGCAUCCAUGCUUGAAUCCAACCUUGAAAAAAAGUCCAAUUUAUAUAAAGAUGAUUCUUUGAAGCACAUCUUUUUGAUGAACAACAUCCAUUACAUGGUCCAGAAAAUCAAGAACUCCAAAAUGAGAACUUGUUUUGGUGAUGAUUGGAUAAAGAAACAUAUUGUAAAAUACUUGCAGCACGAAAAAAGCUACGAGAGAAUAACAUGGAGUCCUAUUCUGUCCUUAAUAACCGGUUAUGAGAACUCAGGGGAGGCAGUUCUGAAGGAGAGGUGCAGAAAUUUCAGUAUUGCUUUUGAGGAUGUGUACAAGAACCAGACAGGAUGGACUAUUCCAGACAUUGAGCUUCGAGAUGAUUUGAGAAUUUCAACCGCGUUAAAGGUCAUUCAUGCCUAUCGGACAUUUGUUGGACAGGUGAAGAAAUCUAUCAGUGAAAAGCACAUCAAGUACACUGAAGAUGACUUGGAGAAGUAUCUCCUUGAUUUUUUUCAAGGUUCAGCGAAGUCACUUAAUCAUCAUUGGAGGAGGUGAAAGAUGAAAAACAGUAGUAGUGUAUGCUCUUUUAUUUCUUGCAUUGAGCCUUCCAUUGCCUUAACUUUUGUAAUUUCUCAAUAGUAUCGUCUUUGUAUCCACCCUCCAACACGCGCGCACACACAAAAUGUAUAGCUGACCAUAGUUCUCGAGUUCAAUUUAGUAUUGUGACUCUAUGGUAUAUGCGCUCCGUGUAAUUUGAUGGUUUCAACUGAGGAUGGCCUUCAACUCUUCAACUGUGGAACAUUGUUUCAAGUGAAUGUGUAAAUCACAGUGAGUGCAUUUUGCAUUAUGCUUUUCUA
This is a messenger RNA of Lycium ferocissimum, 3266 nucleotides long. Its product is annotated as exocyst complex component EXO70E2-like. Lineage: Eukaryota; Viridiplantae; Streptophyta; Magnoliopsida; Solanales; Solanaceae. Gene Ontology annotation, cellular component: exocyst. Gene Ontology annotation, molecular function: phosphatidylinositol-4,5-bisphosphate binding. Bases 1093 to 2964 code for a protein of 623 amino acids. The transcript has a single exon. The record is from RefSeq and is a predicted model, not a curated record. Gene Ontology annotation, biological process: exocytosis.